This is a messenger RNA of Lolium perenne, 1431 nucleotides long. RefSeq lists its product as uncharacterized. NCBI's taxonomy places the organism in Eukaryota, Viridiplantae, Streptophyta, Magnoliopsida, Poales, Poaceae. Gene Ontology annotation, cellular component: membrane. The record is from RefSeq and is a predicted model, not a curated record.
CCAAGAAAUACUCUCUCGUUCCAAGAGGCUGCAUUUGUUUCGCUCAAGCCAGUGACACCCCCUAAAUAAAGCAAACCAUUUCCCUCCUCUGGUGAUACCAGCCUCUCGUCCUCCGUUCCGGCCACCGCCAGCUUCCACCGUUCCGACGGGAAGCCGGUCCCGGUCGAUCCCUCCGUCCAGAUGGCGGCGUCCUCCAGCCGCCGCCACGUACGAAAGCGUUAGCCGUCGAUGCACAGAAGCUACCUACAAUGGCGAUCACGUCAUCGCCCAUGCUGUCGCUGCUCCUUCUCGCGUUGCUGUGCCAUUCCUCUCCGUCCGCGGCGCAGAAUCACAGCGCCGUUAUCAACAUCUCGGCCGUCGAGGCGGCCGUCCGCGACCGCGCGUUCGAGCUGCUCCGCCGCACCAACCAGCUCGUCGCCGUCGCGCCCCUCCCGGACCACGUCUCCGCUGGCGCCCAGGUCGAGGCCUCGGCGCUCCGCGUCCGGAGCAACUCCCUCUGGGCCGACGGCGUCAACGAAACCGGCGCCACCGCGGGGUUCACCGUCCCGCCGCGCGUCGUGCCGGCCCCGUUCGCCCGCCGCGUCGACGUCGUCUUCUUGCGCUUCCUGCUCCCCGACGGCGCCGCGCUCUUCGCCGCGCCGCAAGGGUACGCGCUGGCGGCCCCCGUGGUCGCGCUGCUCGCGUACGACGUGUCGUCCGGGCCCAACGGCAGCGAGGUCGCGCUCCGGGCGCUCGGCGCGCCGGUGCGCGUGGAGUUCGGCAACCUCUCGCUCUCGUCGUCGGUCAACGCCACGGAGGCGCCGAGGUGCGUCACCUUCGCGGCGGCCAGCGGGAAGGCCGUGGCCACGCACGCCAUGGCGUCGCCCACCGAGUGCGCGGUGACAGGCACGGGGCACUACGGCGUUGCUGUGCGGCUGGAGGUGCCCUCGCAUCCGACGCCGACGCCUGCGGCCGUGAGGCAGCGGUGGUGGGCAUGGACGGUGGUGGCUGGCGCCGGCGGGGUUGUGGCCUUAAGCUUCCUGGCGGUCACCGUGGCCGGCGCGGUGCGGUGGAGCAGGAGGCGCAGGAGGGAGGAGAUGGAGCUGCGGGCACUGGCGGGCGAGGAGCUGGGGAGGAUGGCAGUGCGAGGGAGCAAGAUGCCGUCGGCGAAGAUGGUGCGGACACGGCCUGAGAUGGAGGAAGGCAGCCCGCUGCCCUGGCGGCGCUAGCUAGCUCCUCCGCGAGUUGCACCGGCGCACCAUUGUUCAGCUAGGUGUAGUUUUCAGUAUGGGACUUUGUUGUACAGUACUACAUACAUUGUACUCUAUAAUUUUUGGUGUGUACUCUAUAAAAGUGUGAACUCAGCUCAAAUCAGAUUAAAAUGUACAUUACCUGCAGUAGGUUGUUCUGGGAGUAGACUGCAAUAGAUUAUGAUGAAUCUAUUUUUGUGUU